This is a messenger RNA of Microbotryum saponariae, 3181 nucleotides long. NCBI's taxonomy places the organism in Eukaryota, Fungi, Basidiomycota, Microbotryomycetes, Microbotryales, Microbotryaceae. The record is from the annotation of a GenBank genome assembly.
AUGACCCAAUUGGCCAUCAUGAAUGUACCGCCGGGUAAUCGGCACCCUCAUCAAGCUAAGCGACCGCAGCGUUUCCAAAGUCCGCCGCCGCCGCCGCCACCCUCACAGCCCAACGGAACCCUGCGCUGCUCGCACGGCACUGGCUCGGACCCACCGCCUCCUUCUAUGAACGGCUUCAUCUACGAUCCCGAGACUCGUCUUCCCUUGCGUGCACCUCCUGGUUUUCCUUUCCCACUCAUGUUCAAUCCCCAAGAUACAGGCGCUGCUAUGAGGUUGGCGAACUAUCCGAUGCACCUUGAUCCAACGCCCCCUAUCCCGAGCUUGAUUGACGUCACUCCGACCGCCGUCGCUGCGUCGGAACUGUGCGCACAGGGGGGAAUCGACUAUCGUUGCCCUGAGCAUGAGCUGGCUCAGACGGAUUCAUUAUGUGCUUCCACGGCGAUGACGAUUUCAGCUCCUGCACCUCUCGUGGCAUCACGUCCUGCCGAAUCGACCCGCUUCGAUUUCACCGUCGACCCUCCUCGCGCGUGCAUGGUCGAGCACUGCAUUCAUCCGACCUUUUGCGAACUCGCCCCUUGUGGUUGCAAGAUCUGUCGUGAGCACUUGGGGAGCAUCAUUCGCUCUUCGAGGUUCGUGGGCACGGACGAGCAAGGGCGUCGUACCAAGAUUUUCAAGUGCCUGGCCUGUCAGACCGACUCGUUCACCAUCGGUGCGAUGGGCCAGAAUGGAGAACAAGGCGACGAGAUCGAACAUGGUCAACAACAAUCGCGGAUCCAACACGAGGAUUCAAGUUCAAUGUUCUCGAUCCACUACACGCUUCCGACGCACUCGGUCCCGAUGACGAUGGCCAAGCCGUUCCCCCCUCCCCCCUUCGGUUUCCCCGUCGACCCCUCGUGGUUGCCCAUCCCGCUGCCUCAGAUCCCAUCGUUUUCACCCGAGAUGAAUCAGGGAUACGAUGCGACUUUGAGUGGCAACAGCGUCAAUGGAACGAUUUCUGGUGGAUACGGUGAGGUAGCAGCUGGACCCCAACAACAGCAGCAGCAACAUAACACCCCACCUCCGCCUCCGCCUGGCUUUCCGUUCCCGAUCGUGCCGCACGGGCUCGUCUUUCCAGGUGCGCAAACCACGCAGAGUUUCUCUCCACCGAUGCCGCCUCCCUACAUACUCUCAGCUUUCGGAGCCCCACCUUCUUACUCGAUGCCGCCACCGACCAUGAUGCCGAUGAUCCCAUUCGACCCAACGAGUGCUCACUACGCCAGUACCGGCGGCGACGGUCCCCGCUCAAAGCCCUUCAAUCGGUCGUUCCAAGGUGCAGGCGAGGCUCCGACUUCGCGCUUUCGCUCCGGAGGAUCGCGCAAAGGCUUUUUUCGUCACGGUCGUGCGUCUUCCUUGCCUCAGAGUUCACUAUCGCCGAUCCCGGGUGAUCGUUCAAAUUCGGGUGCACCGGGAGGACAUCAAGUCGGGUUCGAAGGGGAAAACAAGAUGGUGCCUUCGCCUUUGUUGAUGACAUCCAUCCGACCAAUGCCUCGCGGGAGCUACGGUGGCCACCUCGCCUUUUCACGACGAAGCAUCGACGAAUCGGCGCUGAGGAGGAACGGAGCGACCUCGACGACGGAGGGCGCGCGUUCGACUUCGGUCGAAGCGAGGAGCGCUUGGAGGGUCCAUAAACCGGCUUUCCCGAUCAUCAAAAUCGAGAACCUUCCUUUCGCGACGACGGUCAGGGACGUCGAAAAUUGGUUGCCUGAGGGGACGAUCGCGCCGAAGGAUGAUCCGAAACUGCUUUUGGCGGUGCAUUUGAUUUUGCAUCGGUGAGUCGAAGCUCAGUCAUAGGAUGUUAUCCUGAUCCUCAAUCGCUGAUCACUGCUAUAUUUUAUCUCAGUGAAACUGGUCGCACGCUUCCCCACGCCUACGUCGAGAUGAAAAACAUCCAGAUCGCCAACGAAGUCAUGACCCAGAUGGAUCGCAAGUUGCUCGGCGACCGCACCGUUCGUGUCAAAUGGGAACGUCGUGGCGAACUGAUGCGCGACCUCUUCUCGCAAGAAGGUUACUUCGUGACACCUGCUUCCUCACCCGCUGCCUCUGCGUUACCACCUGUUCCUUCGCAUUACAUUCUGCCGCAGACGAUCUUGACGAGGAAGGAUGUAGAAAAGUUGGUGCGUCAUGCCGAGGAUGAGAGGGAGUCGAGGGAACGCCCGUUAGAAAGGGCGUUUUUGAACGUCGUCACAAUCCUUGCCAAGGUAGGCUUCGCACGGUUCACACCUAUCAGCGGCGACGCAAUCUGAUAGCGAUUGACCGACGAACUACAGUUCCCGUGGGCCGAGCUUGAUCUGUACACCCAGCAGCAGCGCGACGCGAUAUUCGACUGCGCGUACGACGUCACCGUCCUCGCUGCGAGGAAGGCGCAUGUCGAUCCGGACAAAUUCGCCUCGAUUUACAAAUUGCUCGUGAGUGAAGUAGUUUUCGGCGACGCGACUCACAAUAUUUUACUCUACGAGGUCUGUGAUCUGACCACAUUACCUUCUUCAUACUUUGCGACCACUUUGAAGAAACGCGCGAUUGUCGAGUGCUCGGGGUUUACCGUCGAGCAAAAGGAAGAAGUUCGGGCUCUUGAUGAUGAGAACCUACCACCGGAGGUAUGUGGUACUUUCGAUCUACUUCCUCUAUUUUGUUACCACAAGCUGAUUUUUCUCAUCUCUCUGCAUCGAUCGAGUAGGAAACGAGACGCACCCCUGUCCUCGCUCGACCUCCGUCGCCGACUUCGCACGUCAAGCCUCAGCGACGCGUGCUCGUCGGCCCUUCUCCUUCGUCGCCAAAGUAUCGAUCCGAGCAGCGUCAGAGGGCUGGAAAUAGUAAGGAUGAAAUGGGUGCUGCGAGUGGAGCUGGGGGAGGAUGGGUCUCCACUGAGGAGAACGGUAGGUCAAGCGGAUUGGCCAGAAGUCAACCUCUCGAAUCGAGACUGAUGUCGACCAGUCUUCCCGCACAAGCCGAUUCAUGGGCGACCAACAACCAGUCACUUCAUACACCGCCGCCUACCCCGCCAUUGGAGGGUAAGAUCGAGCAGAUGGAGCAGAAGAAGAGCAGUAUCGUUGGGUGGGCCAAAACGUUGCCCAAGGUCGAGCCCGCUCGUCAGGGGUCGCUGGCGACGCGAGCGCAGGAUGAGCCGAUGGGGAUUACGACUUGA